This is a messenger RNA of Cladophialophora immunda, 2101 nucleotides long. RefSeq lists its product as uncharacterized. NCBI's taxonomy places the organism in Eukaryota, Fungi, Ascomycota, Eurotiomycetes, Chaetothyriales, Herpotrichiellaceae. Bases 548 to 1612 code for a protein of 354 amino acids. Gene Ontology annotation, biological process: transmembrane transport. The record is from RefSeq and is a predicted model, not a curated record. The transcript has 2 exons.
CAGACGGCACUUUGGAAAGGUCACGCUCGCCUGCUCGCCUGCGACCUGGACAGGGGAGAACAGACUCUAUCACUCUACCAACUGGCACAUGCUCUAUUACCACACGCUUCUUGCUUCUAUUCCUUCAUUUCACCUCUUCGAUUCUUGAAUCCACCUGGUCGACAAGGUCUUUCCCCCCUCGAUAUCUCCACUCGAUCAAUUUCCUUGUUCAACCGCGCGAUCCUCUUGCCCGAAUUGUCCCGUAUCCAUCGUCCCCAUAUCGCCUUUCUUCGACCCUAUCAGCCCCAGGUGGAUGAUACAACGGGCCUGUUCCGUGCUGAAGCACCGUCCUUGAGCUCUACACGACAUCUGUCUGCAACUGGUGGGAAAAGACGCUUCAUAGACACACGAUGUUCUCGUACACACACCGAACACCGUGAAGAAUUUUCCAUGGACGCCACAGCCGCCUUCAACACCAGAAUUCUACUUGCUGUGACGCCUGCACACCUGCAACCGUCUUUGUCGACCUUGUUUUAUUCGUUACCUUCGCAAAACCCACGUCAGAGUCAUGCGUCUGGGAGAGAAGGAUCCCGUUACUGUCAACGGUAACAUAGGCCAGAGCUCGACCUCUCUACGAGACUUACCAAGUAUACCGCAGAAUCCUACCACAAUGGCAACAUCCGAUUUCCUCCUCCCUGUGCGAGAGUUUCUGUCAACACCCUUCACAGCCGCUUUCUGCGCCGGAGGUGUGGCGGGCGCUGUCUCCCGCACUGUCGUUUCCCCACUCGAACGCUUAAAGAUUCUGUACCAGAUACAAAGCGCCGGUCGCAACGAAUACAAGAUGUCCAUUGUCAAAGCUCUCAAGAAGAUGUAUACGGACGAGGGCUGGAGGGGGUUCAUGAGGGGAAAUGGGACGAAUUGCAUACGCAUAAUACCUUACUCGGCCGUGCAGUUCGGAAGCUACAACGUCUACAAGCGCUUCGCAGAACCAUCACCUGGCGCCGAUCUCGACCCCAUUCGCCGGCUCGUCUGCGGUGGUCUCGCCGGUAUCACCUCUGUCACAUUCACCUAUCCUUUGGAUAUUGUUCGUACGCGCUUGUCCAUCCAGUCAGCUUCAUUUGCCGCGCUCGGAAAACACGAAGGGAAGUUGCCUGGGAUGUGGCAGGUCAUGAUUAUGAUGUACAAAAAUGAGGGUGGUGUCCUGGGCCUUUAUAGGGGCAUCAUCCCCACAGUUGCUGGCGUCGCCCCCUAUGUCGGCCUGAAUUUCAUGGUAUAUGAAUCAGUCAGGAAAUAUUUUACGGAACCGGGUGAGAAGAAUCCUGUCUGGUACCGAAAACUUGCCGCAGGUGCCAUCUCGGGCGCGGUCGCGCAGACUUGCACCUAUCCUUUUGAUGUCCUCCGGCGGCGCUUCCAAAUUAACGCCAUGAAUGGAAUGGGAUACCAAUACAAAUCGAUAUGGGAUGCCGUCAGAACCAUAAUCGCACAGGAAGGGGUUCUUGGGCUUUACAAGGGAAUCAUGCCCAAUUUGCUCAAGGUCGCCCCGAGCAUGGCUAGCAGCUGGCUCAGCUUUGAGGUUGCAAGGGAUUUCUUGGUUUCUCUCGCUCCAGAAAAGGAGAAUGGAGACCCUAUUUGAGACCGCCUAAGCCAGCCUGAGAUGCAUGGCUCUUUCAUCCACACGAUUCACCAGGAAACCGCUGGGCAUCCUUGCACUGCACAGACGGAACGACUCGACACCAUUCGAAGCCCGGAACAAGGCACCGCCUGCGCAGAGGGAAGGAUUGGAUACUCUGAUCAAGUAUUUUUACCCUUUACAGAAGAGCUGCGCUACUUUUGCAAGGGCUGCUGUAUAUUCCACAUAAAUGGGGCAUGGCGAAAUUUCACGGAGUCAAAAGGUCGGAGGUAAAAUGGAUUAGAGAGACCUGAGGUGAGGCAUUUUCUGGAGUAUCAAGACAAGUCUAUGACAGAAUCGAAGUUUGAGCAUUAUUUCCAAGAGUAGAUCAAACUGAAUAUCGAAUUGGUCGUCCUCAUAUUGAUAGCCUUGGACUCUUUCGCUUUGAAUCUCUUCGCGAGUGCCAUACCCCCAUCAGGAUGACAUCUUAGAGCAAACUAUCCUAAAGCAGCC